GAUGAAUUCAUCGUCAAGUCCUGAUACACCUGCACUUUUUUGGUAGCGAUACGGAUUUGAUUGCUGUUUAUUGCCGGUUGUCGCUAAAUCGUACCAGUUCUCUAAUUACACCUUUCCAAUUAUUGCUGGGUCAAAUUGGCAUAUCUUUGAACCAACUACGAUCAUUCACCUCACACCGAUCAAUACAUCGAGAAGCAAAAGAAGAAAUCAGACAAAAUGGGUCUCGCACUAGCACUCUCCGCCGAACUCACAGGCGUCACCGACCUGCACCCGAUCGACACCCAAGAAGAACCCUACGUGUACUCGUUCAAGGUGCAAUGCACCUCCUGCCGCGAAACGCACCCAAACUUCGUCGAGCUGACGGCGUGGGAAACGCACGAGCUGAGCGGUAGUCGCGGCGAGGCAAACUUCGUGUGGAAGUGCAAGUCGUGCAGGAGAGAGAGCUCGGCGUCGUUCAAGUCUAAGCCAAAAUCCUAUAAUAUCGAGGACUCGGGGAAGUUGAAGAAUAUUGUGGAUUUGGAAGUUAGAGGACUUGAACUUUUGGAGUUCAAAGUCGAGGGCGCGUGGAGUUGUCGGAGCUCGGAGAAUGAAAAGACAAAGUUUGAAGAGAUUGAUUUGCAGGAGGGCGAGUGGUUUGAUUACGAUGAGAAGGCUGGCGCCGAGGUUAUGAUUACAGACAUAAAAUGGGAGAUCCGACGAUCAUAGC
This is a messenger RNA of Myxozyma melibiosi, 706 nucleotides long. RefSeq lists its product as uncharacterized. Bases 217 to 705 code for a protein of 162 amino acids. Lineage: Eukaryota; Fungi; Ascomycota; Lipomycetes; Lipomycetales; Lipomycetaceae. The record is from RefSeq and is a predicted model, not a curated record. The transcript has a single exon. Gene Ontology annotation, molecular function: zinc ion binding.